Messenger RNA from Argentina anserina (silverweed cinquefoil), 1597 nucleotides. Its product is annotated as NAC domain-containing protein 21/22. The record is from RefSeq and is a predicted model, not a curated record. Bases 192 to 1214 code for a protein of 340 amino acids. The transcript has 3 exons. Gene Ontology annotation, biological process: regulation of DNA-templated transcription. NCBI's taxonomy places the organism in Eukaryota, Viridiplantae, Streptophyta, Magnoliopsida, Rosales, Rosaceae. Gene Ontology annotation, molecular function: DNA binding.
AUCUCUCCCAAGAGAAAACACUUGCUCUCUUCUUCCAAAUCUCCCCUAUUAACCUCUCUUCUUCUUCUUCUUCUUUUUCUUCUUCCUCCUCCUCCUCCUCAUCUCUCUCUCUCUCUCUCUCUCUCUCUCUCUCUCUCUCUCUCUCUCUCUCUCUGAGAAUCUGGGACAGGCAGGUACUCUCCCAAGAGAAAAUGAGCAGUAACAUAAGCAUGGUGGAGGCAAAUUUGCCACCUGGUUUCAGGUUCCACCCCAGAGAUGAAGAACUGGUCUGCGAUUAUCUGAUGAAGAAGGUGACUCACUGCGGCUCCACUCUCAUGAUCGAAGUCGACCUCAACAAGUGUGAGCCAUGGGACAUUCCUGAUAGUGCAUGUGUCGGAGGAAAGGAAUGGUAUUUCUACAGUCAGCGUGAUCGGAAAUAUGCGACAGGGCUUCGAACUAAUCGGGCAACUGCAACUGGGUAUUGGAAGGCCACUGGAAAAGACAGGCCAAUCUUUCGCAAAGGAACAACCCUAGUGGGUAUGAGGAAAACCUUGGUGUUCUACCAGGGUAGGGCUCCCAAAGGCAGAAAAUCCGACUGGGUGAUGCAUGAGUUCAGGUUUGAAGGUCCCUAUGGUCCUCCCAAAGUAUCUUCAGUCAAGGAAGAUUGGGUUCUAUGCAGAGUGUUCUACAAAAACAGAGAUCUAAUUGCUGCCAAACCCAGAAUGGGAUCAUCGAUUAGCUGCUACGAAGAUGACACUGGCUCUUCGUCUCAUAAUCUCCCAGCUCUGAUGGACUCUUACAUCAGCUUCGAUGGCCCAACUCAUCAACAGCAACAUCACCAUGAUAAUGAGUAUCAUCAUCACCAGCAAGUGCCCUGCUUCUCCAUUGACACACUGUUCUCUCAAAACCAAGUGACUAACAACCCAAAUUUCACCACUCUAAAUGGCAACAUUAUGGACCAGAACGGACCCUCCACCGGCUGCGGCGAGUUGUCGAAUGCAGGGACAACUACAUUCCAUGACACUGCUAAUUUUUCAUCUGACAAUAGGAAGGUACUGAAAGCUGUUUUGAGUCAUCUAACCAAGAUGGAAGGCAGCUGCUACCCCAAUACGCCGUCGUCUGUCUUCAAAGGCUCGUCACCACCAAGCUUCGGAGGAGAAGCUGCUGGAAGUAGUUCGGAAAACUACCUGUCUGAUCAUCAACUUGGUAUGCCCAGUGUUUGGAGUCACUAUUGAUUGGUAAUUAUUGGUCGCUUCAAGUACGUAGAUUCAAUCAAUCAAACGUUAAACGAUUAUUGUAAAGUCAAAUACGUUUAGAAAGUAUGACUGGAACUGCUAAAAGAUGCAUAUGCAUAGAAAUUGCAUGGAAUUAGCAAUUAAUUUGCCUGUAGUGGUUUAACUUCGUGUAUCUCGUUCGCGCGGUAGCAUUUCGAUCUAAGUCCUUGGUUGCAUUAUAAAUUUAAGGGUUCGUAUUUCUGUAUAAUUCAUCCUUAAAUUUAUAAUAUAAAUUGAGCUAGUAAAGAAAAGACGAGACAAUUAGUGAAUCGAACCAAUUUAUUUGCUCAAGUAUUGCACUGGAAUUGUUAUUGCAAUAUUAAAAUUGUCAGUCCUAUGUUAAU